Messenger RNA from Prosopis cineraria, 2440 nucleotides. RefSeq names its product bZIP transcription factor TRAB1-like. The record is from RefSeq and is a predicted model, not a curated record. The coding region runs from base 649 to 1995 and encodes 448 amino acids. Lineage: Eukaryota; Viridiplantae; Streptophyta; Magnoliopsida; Fabales; Fabaceae. The transcript is spliced from 5 exons. Gene Ontology annotation, molecular function: DNA-binding transcription factor activity. Gene Ontology annotation, biological process: positive regulation of DNA-templated transcription. Gene Ontology annotation, cellular component: nucleus.
UCCUUUUCUGUUCCUUAACCUUUUUCUGUCCUUCCUUCUUGCCAUUCCUCCUUCCUUCGCCAGUAAUGAGCUGUAUUAUAAAUUUUUAAUUGAUCACUCAUCAGUCAACAGUUAUCCGUCUGAGUUUUAUUCAUUUCUUCGCUGAUUUUGACGAUAAGUUGAUCAUCUGGAGGUUUCAGUUUUACAGUCAUUUUGUUUUUACUUUGUGCUUCAAGGUCCCCUCCCCCCGGGGUUUUAAUGCAUUUCUAUUCGCUGGCUCUGAUUCUUAGUUUUCAUUGUUAAGACUGGAACAAUGGCUGAUUCUGAAUUCAAGUUGAACCUUGAUAACAGGGAUGUUUCAUGAAGUCUUCUCACGACAUAUAUUUGAAAAAGAAAAUGACAAGGUUCUCAACACUGUGUUCUGCAAUUGUGUCUUCUCCUUCAUAGUUUGAAGAAGCUAAGCUUAAUUCACUGUUGUAUUAUAUGUAAACUCAAGACCAUCAUCCCUUUGUUCUCUAUUUCUUUGUCCAUAGUGAGUCGGUUUUCGUUGAUUUCGUUUGCAAGUGUGGGGGAGGGGAAUCUGAAUUUGUUCCCGUUGAAGUAAUAUAUAAUAAGCUUAGAUCAGCUUGUGAUAGUUCUCCAUUCAGAUUUCAUCAGAUUGAGACCACGAUGAACUUCAAGAAUACGAAGAACGACCCUGCGAUGGAUAACAGCGUUGGCGGAAGGCCGCCAGGGAAUUUUUCCCUGAUACGACAGCCGUCCGUCUACUCUCUGACAUUCGACGAAUUCAUUAGUACCAUGGGAGGUCCAGGAAAGGACUUUGGGUCCAUGAACAUGGAUGAGUUACUCAAGAACAUCUGGACAGCUGAAGAAAUGCAAGCAAUGGCGUCCACGAGCAGUGUUCAACCAGUGACCGGUAUUUCUGGUGGUGGUCAUUUGCAGAAACAAGGCUCAUUGACACUGCCACGGACACUUAGCCAGAAGACAGUGGAUGAGGUCUGGAAAGAUAUUUCCAAGGACGGGAUUGCUACGGGUCAUGGAGGCCCCAAUUUACCGCAGAGGCAGCAAACUUUGGGAGAGGUGACCCUGGAGGAGUUCUUGGUCAGAGCCGGCGUGGUAAGGGAAGAUAUACAAUUAAGCGAAAAACCAAACGGAGGGAUUUUCGCCGAUUUGUCUCGGACGGGGAAUCAUAGUGGCUUAGAGAUGGGUUCUCCGCAGUUUAACGAGGGUGCAGGGUUAGCGGGAAUUCUGAAUCCCGGCAAUAACAACGAUCGUCUAACUCUUCAAUUGCCCACCAACUUGCCGUUGAGUGUUAACGGGAUUAGAUCGAAUCAGCAACAGCUGCAUAAUUCACAGUCGCCGCAGAUGCAGCCGCAGAUACUUCCAAAGCAGCCUGCUAUAGCAUAUACAACUCCAACGCCAUUAAUGAGCAAUCAAGGAAUCAAGGGUGGAAUAGUGGGACUUGCUGAUCAGAGUCUAAAGGGUAAUAUAGUUCCAGGUUCUGCACUGCAAGGUGGAGGGAUCGAUGGUAUGGGUUUAGGACAUGGGGGUGUUCACGUAGCUACAGGAUCCCCAGCGAAUCAGAUGUCGUGCGAUGAAUCUGGAAAGAUUAAUGGUGAUACUUCGUCAGUAUCGCCAGUUCCGUAUGUAUUCAAUGGCUGUUUCAGGGGGAGGAAGAGCAGUGGAACUGUGGAGAAGGUAAUUGAAAGGAGGCAGAGGAGAAUGAUAAAGAAUAGAGAAUCAGCUGCUAGGUCGAGGGCUCGCAAGCAGGCGUAUACCAUGGAAUUGGAAGAAGAAAUUAAAAUGUUGAAAGAUGAAAACCAAGAACUUCAGAGAAAGCAGGCUGAAAUCAUGGAGAUUCGAAAAAAACAACGUGAAUCUUACAAAGUUCGUUUGGUGGAAAAUGGUGACGAGCUUGAAAUCCCGCCUAAUAUAGGCUUCCACUUAUUACGAGUGAAUUUCUCUGAGGAAACGCUUUUCUCUACCUGGAGGCUUUUGUAUUGUGCUCUUUCAUGAUUAUGGAGAUGAUAAAUAUGCAUCGAGGAGUCAAGAAAAGAUGCUUACGACGCACCCAAACUGGACCUUGGUAGAAUGCAGAUGGUGAAAUGAUGCUGGUGUAGGGUAACUGCAUGACUACAUGUACAUACUUCCAAAAAUCGUAUUCUGCUGUAGAUUGAGGGUCAAUAGGUUAUAGAUUUGCGUUUUGAAAGUUUGACAUCUAGCUUAUACUUUAGACACUUUUGUUAGGGAGAAGAAAUGUGUUUUAGCAAUCGUCCAAUUUCAUGUCAUAAUUGGAAAACACUCCUGUGCGUAUUGUUCGUUGCCGAAUAUGAUUCGCAUAGAAAUUCAAGUUUUUGGGUUAAAUUUUGCACCUUUCAUUGUAUUUCGGUUCAUAGGACUCUUUAACAAAGGGCCCAGCCUUGCUGUUUUGGGUAUUGCAUCCUUGUGUGUGUGUUUGAAA